Messenger RNA from Lactuca saligna, 1071 nucleotides. The record is from the annotation of a GenBank genome assembly. Lineage: Eukaryota; Viridiplantae; Streptophyta; Magnoliopsida; Asterales; Asteraceae.
AUGAUUGAAUUUGCAGCUGCUUUUUUGCAGCCAGAUGGUGCAAGAAGUAAGAUGUUCAACAAUAAUUCUGAAGGAAAAGACAUUCGAGCAAAGCAAGAAGGCAGCAGCAAUGAGCAUGUAUUUCCUAAACAUACAACAACUUCAAGACAAUGGGCAGGUUUUAAGAACCCAAGAAUCGUAAGGGUGUCUAAGGAUUUUGGAGGGAAAGAUAGGCAUAGCAAGGUAUGCACUGUAAAAGGAUUAAGGGAUCGAAGAAUUAGACUUUCUGUUCCUACAGCUAUUCAAUUGUAUGAUCUUCAAGAUAGGCUAGGGUUAAACCAACCUAGCAAGGUUAUAGAUUGGUUGCUAGAUUCAACUAAAGAUGAUAUCGAUAAGCUUCCACCCCUUCAAAUGAUACCUGGAGAUCUCAAUCAAUUGUAUCAACCACCGACGACGACCUUCAUUCCUCAAGAUUUGAAUUCACCUCAAUUUUCUUUCUCUCAGUUCCUAACUAAUCCAAAUGCAACCUUCGUGAAAGAUGUGGGAAACCGAACCUUACUGUAUACCAAACAAGAAAGGAAGUUUGAAAACGAUCAUGACAUCAAUGGAGACCAUCGGAGAAUGAAAGGGAAGGAAGCACUAGUUGAAAACAAGUGGAACGAGCAAGGAAAUGGAGAUGGAAAUGGAGGUUUGAACUUUUUUCCAAUACCUCAAUACUCUUACCCUGGAUUGUUUCCAUACAACCCUUCAUAUAAUUGGGAAGCUAAUUCAAAUGUAGCAAUAUCUCAGUUUGGGAACCAAGGGCUAAUUUCUUCUCAUACUGAUCCUUCAAUGGCUAUUCCAUCUGCAUCACAGUUUUUCUUGUGUCCUCCUGCUGCCAUUACACCCCCAGCUUUCCCUCCUUAUCUGAUGCCCACUUUAGGAGAGAAUUAUGAUCUUGCUAGACAAAAUAAUAACUUCCAUUUGCUUAGCUCAAGUUCCCCAAAUGUAUCACCAAAUUUUCUUUUGCCACUACUUAAUGCUAAUGAUUCUCAAGAGAGAGUGCCCUUCAGCUUGGAUGCACAUCCGAAGAUGAUGACUUGGCUAGCUUAA